Molecule: messenger RNA, 1800 nt
Organism: Alligator sinensis (Chinese alligator)
Lineage: Eukaryota; Metazoa; Chordata; Crocodylia; Alligatoridae
Product: estrogen-related receptor gamma
Exons: 8
Coding region: 246-1604 (452 amino acids)
Biological process (GO): regulation of DNA-templated transcription; retinoic acid receptor signaling pathway
Cellular component (GO): nucleus
Molecular function (GO): zinc ion binding; sequence-specific DNA binding; nuclear receptor activity
Source: RefSeq, a predicted model, not a curated record
UUAAGUCCUUGAUUAGGAGAGUGUGAGAGCUUUUGGUCCCAACUGGCUGUGCCUAUAGGCUUGUCACCAGGAGAACAUUUGUGUUAAUUGCACUGUGCUCUGUCAAGGAAACUUUGAUUUAUAGUGGGGUGCACAAAUAAUGGUUGCCGAGCGCACAUGGAUUCGGUAGAACUUUGCCUUCCUGAAUCUUUUUCCCUGCACUACGAAGAAGAGGCUGCCGAGCACUUCCAGCUGUGACGGACUUCAUGAUACCAGGGGGUGAUUCAGCACAUCUGAAAAUCAGGCUUGUCUGCAGAAUGUCAAGCAAAGAUCGACACAUUGAUUCUAACUGUUCGUCAUACAUCAAGACGGAACCAUCAAGCCCCGCCUCUUUGACGGACAGCGUCAACCACCACAGCCCUGGUGGCUGUUCAGACGCCAGUGGGAGCUAUAGUUCAACCAUGAAUGGACAUCAGAAUGGGCUGGACUCGCCAUCCCUCUACCCUUCCGCCACGGGGCUUGGAGGCAAUGGGCCAGGCAGGAAACUAUAUGAGGACUGCUCCAGUACCAUUGCUGAAGAUUCACAGACCAAGUGUGAAUAUAUGCUGAACUCGAUGCCCAAAAGACUGUGUUUGGUGUGUGGUGAUAUUGCGUCAGGGUACCACUAUGGGGUGGCUUCCUGUGAGGCCUGCAAGGCUUUCUUCAAGAGGACAAUUCAAGGUAACAUAGAAUACAGCUGCCCAGCAACGAAUGAAUGUGAAAUCACAAAGCGCAGACGCAAAUCCUGCCAAGCCUGCCGCUUCAUGAAGUGUCUAAAAGUUGGCAUGCUGAAAGAAGGGGUCCGUCUAGACAGAGUACGUGGAGGUCGCCAGAAGUACAAGCGCAGAAUAGAUGCAGAGAAUAGCCCAUUCCUGAACCCUCAGCUAGUUCAGCCAGCAAAAAAGCCAUAUAACAAGAUUGUCUCUCAUUUACUGGUGGCUGAACCAGAGAAGAUCUAUGCCAUGCCUGACCCCACUGUUCCAGACAGCGACAUCAAAGCGCUCACCACCCUUUGUGACCUGGCAGACAGAGAAUUGGUGGUCAUCAUUGGAUGGGCUAAGCAUAUUCCAGGUUUCUCCACUUUGUCUCUGGCUGACCAGAUGAGCCUUCUGCAGAGUGCUUGGAUGGAGAUUUUGAUUCUGGGUGUUGUGUACCGAUCACUGCCUUUUGAAGAUGAGCUUGUCUAUGCUGAAGAUUAUAUAAUGGAUGAAGUCCAGUCCAAAUUGGCAGGCCUUCUUGACCUCAACAAUGCCAUCCUGCAGCUGGUAAAGAAAUACAAGAGCAUGAAGCUGGAGAAAGAAGAGUUUGUCACCCUCAAAGCUAUAGCGCUUGCUAAUUCAGACUCAAUGCACAUAGAGGAUGUUGAAGCAGUUCAGAAACUUCAAGAUGUCUUACAUGAGGCUCUGCAGGAUUACGAGGCUGGUCAACAUAUGGAAGACCCACGUCGAGCUGGCAAAAUGCUGAUGACUCUCCCGCUUCUGAGGCAAACUUCCACUAAGGCGGUGCAGCAUUUCUACAACAUCAAACUGGAAGGCAAAGUUCCCAUGCACAAACUUUUUUUGGAAAUGCUGGAGGCCAAGGUUUGACUAAAGCAUCAUGGGCCUUCCCAUCAUGCACGCUGAAAAAAAAAGGGAAAAUAAACAGGAUAAUAAUGGCAAAGAAACUUAGUGUUUAAUUAAGAAAAAAAAAUGACUGCACUGAAAUUAGCAGCAAGACUGUGAAGCAGCUUUCAGCUCUUUCUUCUGUGUCUAUCUGAUGCAGUUUUUCUUUUUCUUUUCUCUC